CUGCAGACGAGGGAAACGAAAUAAACAUGCUAUUACCAAAGAUCUGUGAUAGCGUUUGAAAGUAUUUGAUGGAUUCUCGCAGAGUAGCUGGACCAUUGCUACGCAAGAAUGAGAAGAUGCCUCCGUCAAAACAAAAUGAAAAGGGCUCUCCUUUUGAUCUUCUUGUCAUCACUUUUGAUGUUUUCAUUGUUCAUUUGUUUCUCAAAAGUUGAUGACAAUGGGACCACAAGAGAGAUUGAGAGGUUUCAGCUGACCAAGGAACACAGCAUUAACUGCUCUGCUAUUUAUGACAUGGACCCAGUGGAGAUAGGGAAGACUCUGACUCUGAGAAGGAAAAAUACUUUGGUCCAAAAUGAUGAUAGCGUAGUUAACGCAACUUCAGACUGUGGCUGGUAUGUUGAAUCACGAGGGUUUUCCAACAUCCCUACCUCAAAAGCUGAAAAAGAAUUUCCCCUGGCCUACUCUCUUGUUGUUCACAAAGAUGCAGCUAUGGUGGAGAGACUCCUAAGGUCAAUAUAUGUGCCUCAAAACCUUUACUGCAUUCACUAUGAUCAGAAAUCAUCUGCCCAGUUUAUCUCUGCCAUGCAGGGACUGUCACGGUGCUUACCUAACAUUCUUAUUGCAUCAAAACUAGAGAGGGUGCAGUAUGCCAGCAUCACACGCCUUAAGGCAGAUCUCAACUGUUUAUCAGAUCUUCUGAAGUCAGAUGUAAAAUGGAUGUAUGUCAUAAACCUUUGUGGCCAGGACUUUCCCCUGCGCUCCAACUCAGAGCUUGUUGCUGAUCUUAAAAGUCUGAACGGGGCCAACAUGUUAGAAAGCACUCGACCCAGCGAGAUGAAGAAAAAACGUUUCCAAUUCCAGUAUGUUUUGAAGGACUACAACUUUGAGUAUCAGAAGCUUCCAGUAAAGACUUCAAAGAAAAAAGACCUGCCACCACACAACAUCGAAGUGUUCGUGGGAAGUGCAUACUUUGUGCUCUCCAGAGAGUUUGUGGGUUUUGUUCAAACAAGCCCCCUUGUGAAGGACUUCUUGGCCUGGUCAGAGGAUACAUACUCACCAGAUGAGCACUUUUGGGCCACCCUGAUCCGUGUUCCUGGAGUCCCUGGUGGAGUGAGUAGGUCUGACCCUGAUAUCACAGACUUGCAGAGUAAAGUGCGCCUGGUGAAGUGGCAGUACUUGGAGGGGUCUCUGUACCCAUCUUGCACGGGGAUGCAUAAGCGUAGUGUAUGCAUCUAUGGAGCAGCAGAACUACGGUGGCUCAUAAAUUAUGGUCACUGGUUUGCCAAUAAACUGGAUCCCAAGGUCGACCCAGUUCUUAUUGAAUGUCUAGAGCAGAAAAUAUGGGACAGACAGCUGGUAAUGAGUAUGUCAUAAGGCAUUUUAUUC
Chanos chanos (milkfish) is the source of this 1386-nucleotide messenger RNA. Its product is annotated as beta-1,3-galactosyl-O-glycosyl-glycoprotein beta-1,6-N-acetylglucosaminyltransferase 4-like. Gene Ontology annotation, molecular function: acetylglucosaminyltransferase activity. The coding region runs from base 109 to 1374 and encodes 421 amino acids. Lineage: Eukaryota; Metazoa; Chordata; Actinopteri; Gonorynchiformes; Chanidae. Gene Ontology annotation, cellular component: membrane. The transcript is spliced from 3 exons. The record is from RefSeq and is a predicted model, not a curated record.